AUGACUGAAGAUAACCAGAAUUUUUUUCACAUGCAUAGGCUAGAUACAAAUGGGUCUCUCAAGGACAUAUUGUGGAUUGAUGCUAGGAGUAGAGAUGCUUGGGAGGAGUUUGAGGAUGUAGUAUGUUUUGAUGCAACAUACUUGACAAACGAGUAUGAACUACCUUUUGCCAAUUUUAUUGGUGUUAACCACCAUGGCCAAAUCAUAUUGCUUGGAUGUACAUUGGUAUCCCAUGAAGACACUGAAACAUAUCAGUGGGUGUUCCGUACAUGGUUGGCAUGCAUGCGGAAAAACCCGAUCGGCAUCCUAUUCGAUCAAGCAGCUGCAAUGCGGAAAGCUUUAUCCAUUGAAAUGCCUGAAGCGCGACGUCGGUGGUGUUUGUGGCAUAUCACCUACAAAUUUGUAAAGAAACUAGGGGCGAAAAACAACUUUUCGGAUAUAAAGAAGGCACUUUUGAACGCAGUAUAUAAUAGUUUGACUAAGGCGGAGUUUGAAGAGAGUUGGACUGCAACCAUUGGGAAAUUUAACCUGCAAGAAGAUACAUGGUUGUCAGGUUUAUAUGAAGAGAGGGAGAUGUGGGUUCCUGCAUAUAUGAAACAUUUGUUUUGGGCUGGUAUGAAGACCACCCAACGGGUAGAAAGUAUAUAUAGCUUUUUCGAUGGGUAUCUUGACAAGCAUACCCGGUUGUAUCAGUUUGGCCCGGCUUAUAUGAAAGCGAUGGAGUCAAGAGCAAAUGAUGAGCAGCAGGCUGAUGCCAACUCAAACAUGUAUUUGCGCACAUUGGUAACUGGUUUUGCUGUUGAGAAAACUUUCCAAUUAUUAUACACAGAUGCAAAAUUUAAGGAAGUCCAAAAGCAAUGUACUAAAUGCUUAUAUGAUAAUGGGGUAUCUAGGAGGGCUAUUUCUGAGUAUGUGGUGGAGCACACACUGGAGGAUCGUAUUUGGAUGCACUGUGAUGAAACAAAAAAAGAAAAGUUAACAUCUAAAACCAGAUGUUACCAAGUGAUGGUUGAUAGGAAAACCCUAUACGCGUUGUGUGUAUGCAAAAUGUUUGAAUGUGAAGAUUCUGGUGUAUGUUCGACUACAGACGCCCCUAAGGUGAAAGACCCAGUUGAUCCUAAAAAGGCGGCAAAUAGGCCUCUUGAGACUCGUUUCCUAUCAUGCGUGGAGAAGCCGAAAAAGAAGGUCGCGAAAAAGAAGGAAGUUGUCACUAACAAGGUUGCAGAUGGCUGUCCAAAACCCACGAAGAAGGUUGCAAAGGGUGCGAAUAAGGUUCGACCGAAGGAGAAAAAUGUUGGGCCCUCUAAAUUUGGACAGGAUAAGGAUACCGAUGGCAUGGAAGCUGUUGGAGGCCACAAGUCUAUUGGAGGAAUAACAUGUAAUGAAGGAUCUAUUGGCUAUUUCACACGCAUGCUACAAGGAGGUAACUCUGAGCAGCCCAACAUCGAUUCAGGUGACCAAUGUCAUGAUAUGCUCCGCCUCCGCUUAGGUUGAAUUCAAAGAGCACGACAUCUUGUAAUUUGUAUAUCUAUUUAUUAACAUUUAUCGUGGAAGAUGUUUGUAACGUAUAUCUUACUUUAUGAAAAUGAUAAAGUUAAG
This is a messenger RNA of Beta vulgaris subsp. vulgaris (sugar beet), 1599 nucleotides long. RefSeq names its product protein FAR1-RELATED SEQUENCE 6-like. NCBI's taxonomy places the organism in Eukaryota, Viridiplantae, Streptophyta, Magnoliopsida, Caryophyllales, Amaranthaceae. The record is from RefSeq and is a predicted model, not a curated record. Bases 1 to 1494 code for a protein of 497 amino acids. The transcript is spliced from 4 exons. Gene Ontology annotation, biological process: regulation of DNA-templated transcription.